Messenger RNA from Hypoxylon fragiforme, 1706 nucleotides. Its product is annotated as IEC3 subunit of the Ino80 complex, chromatin re-modelling-domain-containing protein. The coding region runs from base 444 to 1415 and encodes 323 amino acids. Gene Ontology annotation, biological process: chromatin remodeling. NCBI's taxonomy places the organism in Eukaryota, Fungi, Ascomycota, Sordariomycetes, Xylariales, Hypoxylaceae. The transcript is spliced from 2 exons. The record is from RefSeq and is a predicted model, not a curated record. Gene Ontology annotation, cellular component: nucleus; Ino80 complex.
CGCGGCGUUUUAAGGCUUCCAAGGGUUGGAUGGCUUGCUUAGACAUUCCCUUACCCCCAAAAUCCUCGCAUCGUUUUCCUCUCUGCGUCUGACUGUUCAAACCGUGACUACCUCUGUAGCUACGACGACUAUCAGUACAGACUGCAGUGUACAGUAUGUUUAUCAAGUAUUGAACCCGUAUUUAAAAAUUAAUUUUAUCUUAAACGUUUUUAUCUCCUCUUGAUACUUAUUUCCUUCAUUUCCUUCAUUCUCUUCGCACCGUCCAAACAAUCAAUCAAAUGAUUUAAUUUACGCCUUCCCUUCCCUUUUUUCAAAAAAGAAGCCUUUCAUUACUUUACUUUACUAUUCUUCACUUCACGUCAAUCGCUAUUCAUCCCCCUUCCAUCAUCUUCUAAAACCCGACUCUAUUUAUCUAUUGUUUCUUUCUUUUUAUUUCCAUCACAAUGGCCUCACUCAAGGGCGAAUUCGAGAAAGACCAUACCGAUUUACAAAUGGUAGACGCUAGACCAUCGUACAAAUCAUGGAAAAAGAAAUAUCGCAAGAUGCGCAUCAAGUUCGACCAGCAGAUGCAGGAGAUUGAAAGUCUGCACAAGCUGGAACAAAAGGUUAUGCGAACUGCGAAGCGUCUAGCUAUCGAGAACGAUCGUUUGAUGGAGAUUCUGUUAGACAUCAAUGAUUCCCCUCAAAUCCCCUUUGAGCGACGCAUCGAUAUCAAUUUAGAGGACGAAGACGAUGACGAUGAUUCGGAUGCCACCCAGAAGCCAACAAAGUCUCUGAGCAGACUAGAACAGGAGGUCCCGCAUAGAUCAUAUGCUGCCAGUGUCGACCAAAAUCCAGAAAUUCUAGACGACCUAGAGCCAGAUGAUCCCCAGGCACAUCCCACUUCGUUUCUAACUGCCGACGAUAUUGACGAGUAUCUCUACGAACUUGACGUGCGAUUGAAACUGAAACCCAAGCCCACCCUCGCGCCUACUGCCAUAGGAAAAGAAACCACAAAUCCUGCGGCCAACUUUGCGCUACGAAAUCCUACGAGUGUUUACAACUGGUUACGCAGACACGCACCUAAGACGUUCCUCCAGGACCUCGAGAAGGAGAAGGAAAAGGACAAAGAUAAGGGAAAAGGCAGGGACGACGGUCACGACAAGGAUGAUGAUGAUGUAGGAGGAGGACGCAAGCGCAAAGGUGGCAACGCCGCGCGAACCAAGAGACAAUCAGCUGCCAGCCGUAAAGAAAAGGAGGCCGCAGAAUCAGCAGACUGGGAUGACGACGCAGGUUAUGAUGUGCCCUCUAUCAAGCUCAAGAGAAAGAGAGACGAGGAUCCAGGAUAUCGACCCAAGGGUGGAUCGAGUCGACCCACGAAGAAGCGCAAGAGCAAGGACUUUGGCUCUCUUCCAACCAAGGGAUCACGAAAAUAAAAUGCCUGAUCCAACGCCCUAGCACUAUUGCCGGGUUAAUAUGAAAAGGCGCGCCUCGAGCAGAGCUUCGGGGGAAUGGAACAAGGGUCUGUAUGGUGGUCUGUAUGGCAUUUCGUGUCUUGAGGAUAGGUAUAUAAUGCUGUGGGCGUUUAAUGAGUUUCCAUCCAAUCAUGUCAACUAAUUCCUUAAUUGCUCGUGCUAAUACGAUUAUGAUUAUGAUUGAGAAUAUGCCAGCGAGAAAUCGACAGCAUGAUGAAUCCAUGAGUACCCAGGUUAGGUACCUAGUAGGUC